AUGGCAUGGCAGAACAACCAGACUUCAGGAGGUGACUUUAUCCUCUUGGAUCUGUUUCAUGAUACCCAGGCACCCUGGGUCUUGUUCAUUUUCACAGUUCUGGCUCUCUUUGUGGCCCUGGUUGGCAACACUACAAUAAUCAUCCUCAUUUGGGCUGACUCUCACCUCCACAGUCCUAUGUACUUCCUGCUCAGUCAGCUAUCCUUCAUGGACCUCUUGUAUAUCUCCACAUUUGUUCCCCAAAUGAUCUUUGCUUUUCUCUCUGGGAACCAUCGUAUCUCCUUUGCUGGAUGUGCUACUCAGCUCUUUCUCUUCAUGACCCUGAUAGCAUCAGAGUGCCUCUUGCUGGCUGUCAUGGCUUAUGAUCGCUACGUGGCCAUCUGCCACCCCCUGCGCUACACCAUCUUCAUGCGCCCAUCCGUCUGUGUACUCCUGGUUGUUGGGUCUUGGCUGGGUGCACUGUUCAAUGCGUUGAUUCAUGUCAUCUACACUCUGACUCUCCCUUAUUGCACGUCCAGGAAAAUCAAUCAUUUCUUUUGUGAAAUCCCAGCAAUGUUGAAACUAGUCUGUGAGGACACUUCCCAAUAUGAAACGGGUCUUUUUGUCAGUGGGAUUAUUUUUCUUCUCCCUCCUAUCUCAGCAAUCAUUGCAUCCUAUGGAAGAAUACUAUGCACUGUAUUGAGGAUAGGCUCAAGCAUGGGCCUUAGGAAAACCUUGGCCACUUGCUCUUCUCACAUGUCCGUUGUGUCCCUCUUCUAUGGUGCUGCAAUGAUGAAGUACCUUCUUCCAAAGUCCUACCACUCCUCUAAACAGGAUGUGGUGGUCUCUGUCUUCUACACCAUCCUUACACCUGCACUAAAUCCCCUUAUCUAUAGUCUGCGAAAUAAGGACGUAGCUAGAGCCUUCAAGAAAGUUCUCAAAAACCAAUAG
Chrysochloris asiatica (Cape golden mole) is the source of this 930-nucleotide messenger RNA. RefSeq names its product olfactory receptor 2AJ1-like. The transcript has a single exon. Gene Ontology annotation, biological process: G protein-coupled receptor signaling pathway. Gene Ontology annotation, cellular component: membrane. The coding region runs from base 1 to 930 and encodes 309 amino acids. Gene Ontology annotation, molecular function: G protein-coupled receptor activity; olfactory receptor activity. Lineage: Eukaryota; Metazoa; Chordata; Mammalia; Afrosoricida; Chrysochloridae. The record is from RefSeq and is a predicted model, not a curated record.